Molecule: messenger RNA, 1569 nt
Organism: Hibiscus syriacus
Lineage: Eukaryota; Viridiplantae; Streptophyta; Magnoliopsida; Malvales; Malvaceae
Product: probable disease resistance protein At5g63020
Exons: 2
Coding region: 1-1569 (522 amino acids)
Molecular function (GO): ADP binding; ATP hydrolysis activity
Source: RefSeq, a predicted model, not a curated record
AUGGAUCCAAUUGCUGCUGGUGCUGCUGCCAAUAUCUCUUCUGAAACUGCAAUGGGUAUCUUUCAUGAAGCAAAACGUCAUAUCAGAUAUUUAGUUUUCUACCAGAGAUACGUCAAGAAUUUCGAGGACAAACUUCAGAAGUUGAUUGAGAAAAGAUUAAGCGUGCAGCAAGAUAUUGUUGUUGCAGAAAGGAACGUGCAGAAGAUUAAAGCGGAUGUUCAGGGUUGGGGCGAUAGAGUGGACAAGGUUAUCCGUGAAGAGAAGGAUAAAGUGAAGAAUCUUCAAGACAAAGCAAACAACAAGAGCUUCUUUGGAUUCUGUCCUAACAUCAAGUCUCGACACAAACUUAGCAGGAAAGCGGAAGAAGAUGCCGCAACUUUUGAUGAGCUUAUCAAAGAAUGUCAAUUUAACAGCGUGGGCUACCUUGAUCUUCCACAACUCAUAGUGGAUACAGAUUUUGAGGCCUUUAAAUCAAGGGAAAGGGUUUUCAAUGAUAUCGUGGAAUCCCUGAAAGAUUUUAUUGUGAGCAUGAUUGGAGUGUACGGGAUGCCUGGUGUGGGGAAAACAUCACUAGUUAAAGAAGUUGAAAGACAACUCCAGGAGGCUAAGUUGUUCAAUUCAGUGGUUAUGGUCACUGUAUCUCAGACACCUGACAUUCAGAAAAUCCGAGACGAAAUAGCAGAAUCGUCGGGCUUGAGGAUUGAAGAAAAGAGUACAGUUGUAAGAGCCACUAGAUUACGUGAAAGGCUAAUUCAAGGGAAGGAUCAGACCGAGAGGGUUCUUAUUAUUCUGGAUGAUAUUUGGAAGAAACUGGAUCUAGCGGAAGUCGGAAUUCCAUUUGGAAGUCAACACAAAGGAUGCAAGAUACUCUUAACGUCAAGAAAUAAAACUGUUCUAAGCAAUGGGAUGGGCGCUACCAAGACUUUCCAGCUUGGUGAUUUAGAGGACGAAGAAGCAUGGGAGUUUUUCAAGAAGAUGGCAGGGGAUAGUUUUGAAAGCGAUAGAGAGCUGAAAUCUACAGCAAUUGAGGUAGCCAAAAGAUGUGCAGGAUUGUCGAUUGCCAUUGCAACAGUUGCUAGGGCGUUGCAAAAACAAAGUUUAUUUGUUUGGAAUGAGGCUUUACGACAGCUACAAAGGCCUUACUCAGAAAACCCUAGCGAGAUAUCUGCUGAGGUAUAUUCUGCUAUUGAAUUGAGUAUCAAUCAUUUACGGGGUGAAGACCUCAAGCAGGUUUUCCUUCUUUGCAGUCUAUUGCGUCGUGAUACUACCAUUGAAGAUUUGUUGAGAUAUAAAAUUGGUUUGGGUUUAAUUAAUGGAGUCGACACUGUGAAAGAAGCACGGGAUUCGUUGUUAACAAUGAUGAGUACCCUGAAGGCAUCUUGUUUGUUGCUUGAUAGUAACACUAAUGAUGAAUUCUUUGAUGUGCACGAUCUUACUUAUAUUGUGGCCAAAUCAAUGGCUUCCAAGGACAAUCAGGUGUUUGCCUUAAGAGAGGAGGAUGUUCUAAUAGAUUGGCCAGAUGCGGAGUCAAUGAAGAAGUGCAGCAAGAUUUCAAUGAUCUUUCCCUAA